AAAAACAGCAGUAGAUUAUAGUUCGACCCAAACCAAAACCCAAGCCCAGUUUUUCAGCAUAAAAUAAAAGCCCUAAAAACGCAAAAUCAUCUCUCUACUCAGCCGCAGCAACAGCAGAUAAAACCCUCAACGCCAAAUUUACACUCUCUUUGUGCGUAACGCGUCUAUAAAUAUGGACGGAACGGUUGAAGAAGCAUCCAAAGCCGUAGCCGGUCUAUCUGUUGGAAAAUCUACUGGCCAACCAGAAUCUGGAGCUAUGAGCAAGAAUGCUUUGAAGAAAGAACUGAAGAAUAAGCAGAAAGAGGAGGAACGGAGGCGCAAAGAAGAGGAAAAGGCAAAAAAGGCUGCUGCCAUGCCAACCUCUAACGCACAGAAGUCUGUGGCAGCUGAUGAUGAUGACAUGGAUCCGACGCAAUAUUUUGAAAACAGGAUUAAAGGACUUGAUGCUCUUAAAACAGCUGGAAUAAAUCCAUAUCCUCACAAGUUCUCUGUCUCAAUGUCUGUCAUAGAAUAUGUAGAGAAGUAUUCUGGCCUGAAUUCUGGGGAACAUUUGGAGGAUGUUGAAGUAUCAUUGGCAGGACGUAUUAUGAACAAAAGGUCAUCAUCAUCAAAGCUUUUUUUCUAUGAUUUGCAUGGUGAUGGUGCCAAAGUCCAAUUAAUGACAGAUGCAAGGAUAUCUGAUUUAAGUGAAGCUGAAUUUGCAAAGUUCCAUGGUGGUGUGAAGCGAGGAGAUAUUGUUGGGGUUGUUGGGUUUCCAGGUAAAAGCAAAAGGGGGGAGCUAAGCAUGUUCCCGAAGUCCUUCAUAGUGCUGUCUCAUUGUCUGCAUAUGAUGCCACGGCAGAAACCUGCCUCUAGUUCUGAUAAUGAAAGUGUGAAGAAAAUUGAUGCAUGGAUCCCGGGAAGUGGCAGAAACCCUGAAACCUAUGUUUUAAAGGAUCAGGAAACUAGAUAUCGUCAACGAUAUCUGGAUUUGAUGUUGAACUCUGAGGUGCGACAUAUAUUCAAGACCCGUGCAAAGGUCAUUUCUUAUGUUAGACGAUAUCUUGACAAUCUGGAUUUUCUGGAGGUUGAAACACCUAUGAUGAACAUGAUUGCUGGAGGAGCAGCGGCACGUCCAUUUGUGACCCAUCACAAUGAACUGAACAUGAGGCUUUUUAUGCGUAUAGCACCUGAGCUUUAUCUGAAGGAACUCGUUGUUGGUGGUCUCAACCGUGUCUAUGAAAUUGGGAAGCAAUUCAGAAAUGAAGGGAUUGACUUGACACAUAAUCCUGAGUUCACUACAUGCGAGUUCUAUAUGGCGUAUGCAGACUACAAUGACCUGAUGGAGAUGACAGAACAAAUGUUGAGUGGAAUGGUCAAGGAGCUAACAGGAGGUUACAAAGUUAGAUACCAUUCAAAUGGCUUAGAGAAUGAAGCAAUCGAAAUAGAUUUCACUCCCCCUUUCAGGAGGAUUGAUAUGAUUGAAGACUUGGAGAAGAUGGCUGGUCUCAACAUUCCGAAGGACCUCGCUAGCGAUGAAGCCAACAAAUAUUUAGCUGAGGCGUGUGCAAAGUUUGAGAUUAAAUGCGCGCCUCCUCUAACAACUGCUCGUUUGUUGGAUAAACUUGUGGGGCACUUCCUGGAGGAGACAUGUGUGAACCCUGCUUUCAUCAUAAAUCAACCUGAGAUAAUGAGUCCACUAGCAAAGUGGCAUAGAUCCAAGCCAGGCCUGACUGAACGGUUUGAAUUAUUUAUCAACAAACAUGAACUUUGCAACGCUUACACAGAGCUGAAUGAUCCUGUGGUACAGCGACAGCGGUUUGCAGACCAACUAAAGGAUCGUCAAUCAGGUGAUGAUGAAGCUAUGGCCUUGGAUGAAACAUUCUGCACAGCUCUAGAAUAUGGACUACCUCCGACAGGAGGAUGGGGAAUGGGAAUUGAUCGGCUUGCAAUGUUGCUAACAGAUUCACAAAAUAUUAAGGAAGUUCUACUGUUUCCAGCCAUGAAGCCACAGGAUGAACUUCCAGUUAAAGCAACACAAUCUACAGCUUCAUAGAUACUAAGCUGAAUCUAUACCCGAUUCCAAUUUUUGUUAACCUCAACAUUUUUCCUCAGCCAGUGGUAUGUUCAAAUUUGGGUCAAGACUCAUAUGAAGCUUCAAGAUAACCACAGUCGGUUACCGGUGUUAUAUAUAUCAACUUGUAACUUUUAUUUGGUCUCAUAAUGUCAUGUUUUAUUAAUGCAUUUCCAUUUGUGAAAACUUAUAUAUUCUGUGCACAAUUGUAACAAAUCAUGUCAUUGAGAGUUGAAACAGAUUGAUUUAGAAUUGAAAUGUUUUCAAAGAGUACUAAAAUACAUGAUCUGUUCAUAUUGAAAUAUCCGGUUGUACACCA
Daucus carota subsp. sativus is the source of this 2372-nucleotide messenger RNA. Its product is annotated as lysine--tRNA ligase. The coding region runs from base 173 to 2035 and encodes 620 amino acids. The record is from RefSeq and is a predicted model, not a curated record. The transcript has 18 exons. Gene Ontology annotation, biological process: lysyl-tRNA aminoacylation. Gene Ontology annotation, cellular component: cytosol; cytoplasm. NCBI's taxonomy places the organism in Eukaryota, Viridiplantae, Streptophyta, Magnoliopsida, Apiales, Apiaceae. Gene Ontology annotation, molecular function: lysine-tRNA ligase activity; tRNA binding; ATP binding.